Molecule: messenger RNA, 492 nt
Organism: Lactuca virosa
Lineage: Eukaryota; Viridiplantae; Streptophyta; Magnoliopsida; Asterales; Asteraceae
Source: the annotation of a GenBank genome assembly
AUGCGUGUCUACUUUCCCAAGGGUCUGAAUCAGAGAUUCUCACUAAGUCACAGUAUUGUUAUGGGGCCUACAGAACUCCCUUCUCAAUUAGCUGACUUGGGUAGUGAUUACAGGACACAAUUCAAACUAAGAAAUGGUGGCCUCCUUGGAGCUAGUUAUAUCCAGCAAAAGGUUAGGAAUUUUGAGAAGAAAGCUGACAAGAAGCUCAAUGGUUGGGGCUUCUUUGGGUCCAAGUUUGAAGAUGCUGGUGAUUUAUACGAAAAAGCUGCCAAUUCUUACAAGCUUGCCAAAUCAUGGGACCAAGCUGGAUCUGUGUAUGUCAAGCUGGCUGACUGUCAUCUGAAAAUGGAUAGCAAACAUGAAGUUGCUAGUGCUUAUGCUGAUGCAGCUCACUCAUACAAGAAAACAAGCACCAAGGCGUGCAUAGCUAACCUAGAGCAAGCAUUAAACAUUUUCAUGGAAAUUGGAAGACUCAGCAUGGCUGCCAGAUAG